Perognathus longimembris pacificus (Pacific pocket mouse) is the source of this 2317-nucleotide messenger RNA. RefSeq names its product trafficking protein particle complex subunit 14 (gene Trappc14). Gene Ontology annotation, molecular function: alpha-tubulin binding. The record is from RefSeq and is a predicted model, not a curated record. The coding region runs from base 104 to 1846 and encodes 580 amino acids. Gene Ontology annotation, biological process: cilium assembly. Lineage: Eukaryota; Metazoa; Chordata; Mammalia; Rodentia; Heteromyidae. The transcript has 11 exons. Gene Ontology annotation, cellular component: TRAPPII protein complex.
GGGUUCCGGGUUUCCGGCCCCGGCUGGUUUCUGGGGCCGAGCGCUGCGGCCUUGGGGUGUCGUCCCGGUCCCCCUCGGCCCCGGCCCGGCCCCGGUCCCCCCCAUGGAGUCCCAGUGUGACUACUCGAUGUACUUCCCCGCCGUGCCGCUGCCGCCGCGAGCGGAGCUGGCGGGGGACCCGGGCCGGUACCGGGCACUGCCCCGGCGUAACCAUCUGUAUUUGGGGGAGACUGUCCGCUUCCUGCUAGUGCUGCGCUGCCGGGGCGGCGCGGGGCCCGGCACCGGGAGCGGCCCGGGCCUGGGCUCCCGGGGGGCCUGGGCGGAGCUGGCGACCGCCUUGGCAGCGCUGGCCUCGGUCAGCGCCGGAGGCGUGCUGCCGGGAGGAGCGGGCACCGGAGACCGGGACCCCGAGCCCCCCGGGGGAGGGGACCCAGGGGGCGGGGGCCUGUUCCGAGGCUGCAGCCCCCUCCUCACCCAUGGCCCGGGCCCUGCUACCUCAGGAGGAGCGACCACGCUGCCUGUGGAGGAACCGAUCGUGUCCACAGAUGAGGUCAUCUUCCCACUUACAGUUUCACUGGAUAGACUGCCCCCAGGGACACCCAAGGCCAAGAUUGUAGUGACUGUGUGGAAGCGGGAAGUCGAAGCACCAGAGGUCAGAGACCAAGGCUACCUGCGCUUGCUGCAGACACGAUCUCCUGGGGAGACCUUCCGUGGCGAACAGAGUACAUUCAAGGCCCAAGUGAGCACCCUGCUGACGCUGCUGCCCCCACCAGUUCUGAAAUGCCGGCAGUUCACUGUGGCUGGCAAACACUUGACUGUGCUCAAGGUGCUGAACAGCUCCUCCCAGGAGGAGAUCUCCAUCUGGGAUAUCCGAGUUCUCCCCAACUUCAAUGCCAAUUAUCUACCUGUCAUGCCUGAUGGCUCUGUGCUGCUGGUGGACAAUGUCUGUCACCAGUCUGGAGAAGUCUCCAUGGGCUCCUUCUGCCGGCUCCCUGGUACCUCUGGCUGCUUCCCCUGCCCACUUAACGCCCUGGAGGAACACAACUUCCUGUUUCAGCUGAGAGGGGGUGAGCAACCCCCUCCAGGGGCCAAGGAGGGCCUCGAAGUUCCUUUGAUUGCUGUGGUCCAGUGGUCCACCCCAAAGCUGCCCUUCACCCAGAGCAUCUACACCCACUACCGCCUGCCCAGCGUUCGCCUCGACCGCCCCUGCUUUGUGAUGACCGCUUCUUGUGAGUCCCCUGUUCGGACCUAUGAGCGUUUCACUGUCACCUACACACUGCUCAACAAUCUCCAAGACUUCCUUGCUGUGAGGCUUGUGUGGACCCCGGAACAUGCACAGGCUGGGAAGCAGCUGUGUGAGGAGGAGCGCCGGGCCAUGCAGGCAGCCCUGGACUCCAUAGUUUGUCACACACCCCUCAACAACCUUGGCUUCUCCAGGAAGGGCAGUGCCCUCACCUUCAGUGUGGCUUUCCAGGCCCUGAGGACGGGGCUCUUUGAGCUGAGCCAACACAUGAAACUGAAGCUGCAGUUCACCGCCAGUGUGUCCCACCCUCCACCCGAGGCUCGGCCCCUCUCCCGCAAGAGCAGCCCCAGCAGCCCUGCCGUGCGGGACUUGGUGGAGAGGCACCAGGCCAGCUUAGGCCGCUCUCAGUCCUUUUCCCACCAGCAGCCUUCCCGCAGCCACCUCAUGAGGUCAGGCAGCGUGAUGGAGCGCAGGGCCAUUACACCCCCUGUGGCUUCUCCAGUCGGCCGACCUCUCUACCUGCCCCCGGACAAGGCUGUGCUGUCUCUGGACAAGAUUGCCAAGCGCGAAUGCAAGGUUCUGGUGGUGGAGCCUGUCAAGUAGCCUGGCUCCCUGCACACUUGCUCCAGAACCCCAAAGCCCCCGGAGGGCUCCUCACUUCCCAGGCCGUGCUGCCUGCUAUGGGAGAAAGCCUGUCUGUGUCUGCUGAUGAGGGAUGGGGCAGAAGCUGUGAAGUGGGUGGACCGGCUGCAGUGCGAGGCCAGCAGUGUUUCCCUAAGGUCCUGUGGGGGGGCUGGCCCCACCCCAGGCAGGGCAGGGCUGGGCUCUAAGAACACCCUUGCCCCUGCCCUUCACCCCUCUUCUAAGUUUACAGAGUAUUUUCCUCAUUCCCAUUUCAUUCUUCCCACCUCUGACAUUCCCUCACCCACCCACAGGGCUGAGAUUAGAGGGUGGUGAUGGCAAAGGGACCCCGACAAUAACCUCCUGCCUCAGGGGUCAGGGACAUAGCCAGGUGGCCUCCUUCUGCCCUCACGUUUACGUUGGCAGCCUGAAGCACUUUAAGUUGUCUUUUUU